Molecule: messenger RNA, 4795 nt
Organism: Daphnia pulicaria
Lineage: Eukaryota; Metazoa; Arthropoda; Branchiopoda; Diplostraca; Daphniidae
Exons: 9
Coding region: 148-4764 (1538 amino acids)
Biological process (GO): protein phosphorylation
Molecular function (GO): protein kinase activity; ATP binding; protein binding
Source: RefSeq, a predicted model, not a curated record
UAACAACUGAAAAUAAGGAUAUGUUGCGUUAUCCAGCCUUAUCUUCCAUGUCUAUAUUUGAUAUCAGUUUCAAUACCGCGGUCACUUACAGCGGACGGCCAUGUACGGAAAUUCUAACGUUCUGUAUUCUUAGGUAAUUAAGAGAAAAUGGCAGAAAUUGGUUUUGGAGAUUUACAAUUCAGUGCGUCUUCAGCCAACCUUUUGGGACGUGAUGUUAACGGCCGAGGAGUCUUCAAAGGAACUUUUAAAGGUCAACCAGUCGCUGUGAAACUAUUUUUAGUGAACAGCACGGCUAGUCAGAUAAGUGGGCACCAAGAUGAGCAGCACUGGAAAAAAUUGCUCAACUUGCGUGAUAACAAUCUAGUUCAGUACUUACAAUGUAGCAUCCAAGACGAUAUCCGUUACCUUGUGAUGGAAUUAUGUCAGGGAUCAAUGCUGGACUAUUGCCGCAAAACACUUGACGAGAGUGUUGCAUCGCAUGUCAAAGCAACUGAUGUCAUGUGGCAAAUAGCCUGCGGUCUUGAUUAUCUUCACCGCCAAAAAUUCCAGCACGGAAAUUUAAAGUUGGAAAAUGUCCUGUUUUGGAAAAGAGAUUCAAAAUCCAAGCGGGUUGUUGUGAAAUUAGCAGGAUACGGAUGCAAGGAUGCCAAAACCGAUCUCUUCCAACUCGGUUGCUUGUUUUACUCUGCUGCAACUAAAGAAGAAGCCGAGCCAAAUGAAUCCGUUCCUCUUGACAGUCUGACUGAUAUCGAUGUUAACUACAGAGACCUAGCCUUGGAUUUAAUUAACCUUUUUGUUAAUGGAUGCCUUUCAAACAAUGUCGAGGUGGGCUCAGUACUUCGACAUCCGUUAUUUACCCGUUUUACAGACGAAGGACGAUCAAAGCUGAUCCAAGAUUUAAUGGAUGAUAAAGUGGGUUUGAUAUUGAACGAUAAAGAAAAGCUGCAGAAAUGGUUCGAGUCACUAGAAGAGGGGAAGUUCCAAGAUGAAGAAUUUGACGAUUUAAAGGAAAUUCUUCUUGAAUCAGAAACUAGAGACAGCUUCAAAAUAGUGGGUGAAGCUUUCAAAACCACACCUCGAUUAUUCUCUGAAUAUAUUUGGCACAACGCCAUUGGAACUGGAGAAACGCCCAUCGUCGUGCCCAAAGAAAAUAAUAAACCCCAUUCCAUUGAAAUACAAGAAGAACUGGGAAAAGGAACUUAUGGCAAAGUUUACAAAUGCAAAUAUACUGAUGGAAACGGAAACGUAUUUCCGGCUGCUUGCAAGAAGUGCAAUCCAAAGCCAGAAGCCGAGGACGUGUUUAAGAGAGAAAUUGAGACCCUUCGUAAACUAAAUCACUUGUUCGUCGUCAAAUAUCUUGAUGUCACCGAAAAAGAUUCUAAAAAGUUCAUUGUGAUGGAGUUGUGCGAGGGAUCUUUAAAGGAUUACGUCGAAGGAAAAUUGGGUAGCAUUCCUAAAGACUCGUUGGAUGAAAAGAUCCUGAUUGGUCAAGUUGCCCAUGGUCUGGCUUACAUUCACGACAAAGGGAUCAUUCACAAGGAUUUGAAAUUGGAAAAUAUUCUCCUCAAGCGCCAAUCGCCUCGUUUGGUUUUAGCCAAAAUUGCCGAUUUCGGUUUCGCCAAAGAACUAAAACCGGGCAGAUCAGAGUUCAGUGAAACUGAACAUCCCGGCACAGAUACUUACAUGGCCCCCGAACUACUCAGUGCUCCUAAUGGUGCCUAUCCAGCCUCUUUCGCUAGCGAUGUUUACGCUUUGGGAAUCACAAUCGCGCGGAUUGUUUUAAAAGGAGAACACCCUUUCAGUUCUAAUAAAACCUGGCGAAACAUAUCCAUGAUUAAAGGUCUAGUUCCACCAAAUCUUCAAAACCUAAGUUGGGAUCUGAUUGAUCUAAUUCUCAAGUUAACCGAAAAUGAUCCUGGGAAACGCCCUAACAUGUUCCUGGUGUUGUAUCAUCCGCAUUUUAUUUUGACGAACGACAGAACCAAAAGGCAUUUCGUCGAUCAGAUUUGGACCAGCUUUCAAUUAGUUAGUACGGAAGAGAAUAAAAAAAAGCAGAUGAAAAAAAUAUUUAACAAUCGAAAUUUCCGAGAAUGGUAUGAAACUCUCUCCAGAGAUAAACAGGAUUCAGACGAAGAAAUGGAACAAAUGACAAAAACCCUUAAGUUGUUUAGCAGUUUCUUAGGGUCUGACGUUAAGGUCGAUACUCUUUAUCCAACCAAAGGAUACAAACAGACAAUUAAAGAAGCCAUCACAUCAGAAUACAACGACAGUGUUGGAAAUAAAAUAACUCGGAUGAAUCAAAUCUCUAGUUACAACCGCUUUUCUCGGUAUCGCUUGUACCAGUUGAUUCAGCGUACACCAAAACUUCUUGUGUCGUAUUUCUGGUCUAAUUUACAAGAACUAGACAACGAGUCACUCUCAUCAGUCGUCAGCAUUUUGGGAACCACAGCAAAUCAGAAUUCCACUUGCAGAAAAAGUCGUCAGUCAAGCCAAAGAAAAUAUUCAGAAGCGCCACACCAUGGAAGCAGAGUUAUUUCCGAGUUAGAAUGGAUUAGCUAUUACUACGGUGACGAAGAAAUUGUUGACGAGCUGUGGAAUAUCAAGUAUACAGGAAGCUACGGAGAAUCUUUAGAGAACGUCGAAGAAAUUGUUAAAACAGUGGCCAAAUGUAACGUUUCAAUACGAAUAUGGUCAAACUUGCUGGACAGAUUCGGAUACAAAUUGGGAUUGAAAAAAUUGCUCCUUGAGGCAGUUAAAAGCUAUGCACUGAAUGCUCCAAAAGUAACAGACAUGAUUCUUCAUCGAUGUCAUGUUAUUAUCAAGGAAGAAGUUUCAUCAGUUCUUGUCGCUGUGUUUGAGGCAGCUUGUAAUGAAGGAGACUGGGCUACUGAAAUCAUGCAACUUCUUUUGAAACAUGGAGGACAACCUAACGUUGUCAAUUCCGCUGGAUAUACCCCAGUUCAUCGCGCAGCCAUGAACGAAUCCCAUUCAGCACCGAAAAUCGUCAGACUUCUUCUUCAGUAUGGAGCAAAUCCAAAUAGUCCCUCAAUUCCAGAUGGGAUGACACCGAUACACUUGGCAGCAUUUAAUCAAGGGGACUACGCAGCAGAAAUUUUGAAGCAACUCCUCGACAGUGCAGGUGCUUGUCAUGCGAUUGAAAAUUCAAAUAUGUUCGAACCUAUUCAUUACGCAACCAUAAACAGUGGUGACUCUGCGCUGGAAUUGCUGGAAUUGCUCCUCGAAAAACGAGGCAUUGACGUCAUCUGGGGUGAAAAUGGUAUGACGUUGCUUCACUUUGCAAUGGUGAACGAAGGACAUUGCGGACCAAAAAUUCUAAAAAAGUUGCUUGAAAGUGGAAUGAAUCCAAACGUUGUUGACAAACAUAACAGAACACCUCUCCACGUGGCGGCAUUAUCACUCGACUUAGAGAAUCAGAAUAUAUCCCUUAUGAGGGAUCUGCUAGAAAAUGGUGGUGAUCCGAAUGCAGUUGACGAAGACGGAUGGACACCAGUUCAUUUCGCAGCCGGUGAUUGGGGAGAGUACGGCUAUGAAAAGCUGAAGCUUUUGUUUCUUUAUGGAGGCAAUGUAUCUAUCAAUGGCACAGGUGGUCUAACUCCUCUACAUUGUGCGAUCUUAAAGAGAAAAAAUUCUGGAUCGAUGACGAGGGGAAACACCGAUAACGACGAAGCAAAGCAAAGAAUCGCGACGAAAAAGGAUCAGAUUAAUCGUGUUCAAUUGAUACUGGAUAAUGGUGGGAAUCCCAACGCUCAGGACAGCCUUGGGCGCUCCUCUGUACACACGGCCGUCAUCGAGAACGAAUUAGACAUUUUACAGUUGUUGCUUCAAAAAGGGGGAAAUCCUAAUCUCCUUGAUAAACAACAAAGCGCUCCUAUUCAUUUUGCAGCCGAUAGCAUCUGUGAAACAGGACCUGAUAUGAUGAAGAUCCUCCUAGAAUUCGGUGGCGAUGCAAAUUUAAUUGGUGGUGAACAAGGGGUCACUCCACUUCAUUAUGUCACAAAAAAUUUGGGCAAUUCCGGAAAUCAUGGGCUCCGGCUAACAGAAAUCCUACUUGAACGUGGCGGUAAUUCCAACGCUCAGGACAACCUUGGGCGCACCCCUGUUCACGUCGUCGUCGCAAUUAACGAAUGCAACAUCGGAUUAGACAUUUUGAAGUUGUUGCUUAAAAAAGGAGGAGAUCCUAACCUUCUCGACAAAGAAGAACGUUAUGCUCCCCUUCACUAUGCAGCCGCCGGUCAUAAAGAAAAAGGUCCUGAAAAAAUAAAGAUCCUCCUAGAAAAUGGCGGAAACCCAAACUUAAAUGGUGGUGAAGGUGGGCUCACUCCACUACACAUAGCCUGUGUGAAUUCGGAAAUUCAUGGUCCAACAAUAACGAGGAUUUUACUUGAAAAUGGAGGUAAUCCGAAUGCUCUUGAUCUCCACAAGCGAACACCUCUCCAUUUGGCCAUCCAGCAAAACGAAAAUGACCAGUUAAGAUUAGAAACGAUCGAAUUAUUACUUGAAAAAGGUGCAAAUCCAAACGCUGGGGACAUAAUAGGAAUGACACCAGUCCAUUACGUCGUUAUAGAUAAUCGUAGCAACACGUUGAAAUUGCUAAAACUUGUGUUGGAACAUGGUGGAAAUAUCUUGCAGGAAGACAAUUUCGGAACGACACCGCAUCGUCUAGCCACCCAAAUAGGAAUCAAGCAAUAUUGCCAGCCAGAAGUAAAAAAAUGUAUCGUAAGAACGUACCGUAAAAUGAAAUGAAUUAAUAAUUUCGUAAGCUCCAAAAUGAAUG